AUUCCUCAACAUGACAUGCACAGAGCACUGGUCGGCUUUUAAUGGUUUCUUUCUCUUGGCAUUGUCCUUACUGGCUAUUGCCUUGAACCUCACCCCACUUAUUGCAGACUAUGUAGAAGAUGGGAGACUCUUUUAUAGCUCCAUCUCUUGUUAUGAGUGGUGGCUUCCAGGACUGUUUGGAGGAGGCUUGCUUGUAUUACCAGCUGUGUCAAUGACCUUAGCAGCAAGGAAGAAAGGUAGCUGUAACUCAAGAUGUGGGAUGCUGUCCUCCUCUCUUCUAUGUGUUCUCAGUAUAAUUGGUGGCAUCUACUGCACUCUUAUAGCCAUAUUCGCUAUUACUAAAGGACCUCUGAUAUGUGAAAAAGGAAGCAACACCUUGGAACACUGUGAUUACACCCUGAGGAACUUCAGCGACUUCCAAAGCCUGAAUUAGUCUGGUAUGUGAA
This is a messenger RNA of Nanorana parkeri, 446 nucleotides long. RefSeq names its product transmembrane 4 L six family member 20 (gene TM4SF20). Gene Ontology annotation, cellular component: membrane. NCBI's taxonomy places the organism in Eukaryota, Metazoa, Chordata, Amphibia, Anura, Dicroglossidae. Bases 11 to 433 code for a protein of 140 amino acids. The record is from RefSeq and is a predicted model, not a curated record. The transcript has 4 exons.